AAUAUAAUGUUUCAUUCAUCAUCACUCACUUCUCUAGCUCAACCACUUUCUCAUAUCUCUGCUCUUACCAAACCAAAUCAAACCCUCUUCAAUCAUGGAAUUCACAGCAGAACAACUGAUCCAAUACAACGGCACAGACCCAUCAAAGCCGAUCUACUUAGCAAUCAGGGGCCGUGUUUUCGAUGUCAGCACCGCCAAAUCUUUCUACGGUCCCGGCGGCUCCUACGCCAUGUUCUCCGGCAAAGAUGCAAGCCGAGCUCUCGCUAAAAUGAGCAAGAACGACGAAGAUAUCUCUCCCAACGUCGACGGUCUCACCGAAAAGGAAGUGGGUGUUCUUAACGAUUGGGAAAAGAAAUUCGAAGCUAAGUAUCCCAUUGUUGGCCGUGUUAUUGCUUCUUAAAUUGCUGUAUUCUCUGGUUUUAUGUGCUGUGUUUGAUCUAAUAAAAUAUAAUUGUUUUAAUAUUAUAUUUGAUGAAGUAUGAGUCAAGUGAACUGUAUGUGUAUGUUUUCUGUUAUGAUUAUUGAAUAAAAUUGGGGUAUGUUUAUGAUAA
Molecule: messenger RNA, 551 nt
Organism: Mercurialis annua (annual mercury)
Lineage: Eukaryota; Viridiplantae; Streptophyta; Magnoliopsida; Malpighiales; Euphorbiaceae
Product: probable steroid-binding protein 3
Exons: 1
Coding region: 95-400 (101 amino acids)
Cellular component (GO): endomembrane system; membrane
Source: RefSeq, a predicted model, not a curated record